AUGGAUCCGGCGAAGCCUGUCGAUUUGCCAGAACGGCCCAAGGUGGCCGUUCAGGAGGCUACUCCCGCUACUCCUGCUGACCCCGCCGCCCCCGCUGGACCUUCCAAGAAGCAGCUCAAGAAGGAACAGAGAGAGAGGGAGAAGAAGCUGAAGAAAGAGCAGGGCCCCAAGCCUACCAAGGAGAAGCAGCCCAAGCCCCAGAAAGCGGCUAAAGAGCCCGCCGCACCCCGCGACCCCGAUUCCCUGUUCAAGACGGGUUUCCUGUCCGACGUUUACCAGGAGAGACCCAUCUCCGACAUCCAUCCCAAGAUCCGCACCCGUUUCCCGCCCGAGCCCAACGGAUUCCUUCACAUUGGACACAGCAAGGCCAUUGCUGUGAACUUUGGCUUCGCGCGCCACCAUGGAGGUGAGUGUAUCCUCCGCUUCGACGACACAAAUCCCGCCGGAGAGGAAGAGCGAUACUACAAUGCCAUUCGCGAAAUCGUGUCCUGGCUCGGUUUCAAGCCCGUGCGGGAGACAAAUGCCAGUGACAACUUCGAGCGUCUUUACGAGCUCGCCGAGGAGCUUAUCAAGCGCGAUGGUGCCUAUGUCUGCCACUGCACCAAGGCUGAGGUCAAGGCUCAGCGUGGUGAGGGUGAGGGUGGUCAGCGUGGUGGGCAGCGCUAUGCUUGUAGCCACCGCACACGCCCUAUCGAGGAAUCCUUGACUGAGUUCCGUGCUAUGCGCGAUGGCAAGUACAAGGCCGGAGAGGCUGCUUUGCGCAUGAAGCAGGAUCUGGAGGACCCCAACCCGCAGAUGUGGGAUUUGUUCGCAUGGCGCAUUCCCGAGAGCGACAAGGAGCACCACCACGCCAAGGGUCUUAAGUGUUUCCCGACUUACGAUUUCGCGCACUGCCUGUGUGAUAGUAUUGAGGGCAUUACUCACUCGCUGUGCACAACGGAGUUCGAGCUCUCGCGUGUUUCUUACGAAUGGCUCAACGACAAGCUCGAUGUCUACCGUCCUAUGCAGCGCGAAUACGGCCGUCUCAACAUCACCGGAACCGUUCUCUCUAAGCGCAAGAUCAUCCAGCUGGUUAAGGAGGGCCAUGUCCGUGACUGGGAUGAUCCUCGCCUCUACACCCUUAUCGCCCUGCGUCGCCGUGGUGUUCCCCCCGGUGCCAUUCUCAACUUCGUCAACGAAAUCGGAGUCACCAAGGCCGUCACCAACGUGCAGAUGCACCGCUUCGACCAAAGCGUCCGUCAGUACCUGGAGACCACCGUCCCCCGUUUGAUGGUCGUCCUCGAGCCUUUGAAAGUCGUCAUCGACAACCUUCCCGAAGACCACCUGGAGAUGUGCGAUGUGCCAUUCUCCAAGGACCCGGCCUUCGGCACCCACGACGUCCCCUUCACCAAGACAGUCUACAUCGAGCGCUCCGACUUCCGUGAAGUCGACACCCCAGACUACUUCCGCCUCGCUCCCGGCAAGACCAUCGGUCUCCUCAAGGUCCCCUACCCUAUCACAGCUACAACCUUCGAAAAGGACUCCAACGGCAACGUCACCGUCGUGCACGCCAAAUACGAAAAACCCGCCGAAGGCGAAACUGCUCCCCGCCCCAAGACAUUCAUCCACUGGGUCGCCGAGUCCCCCGCCCACAACAGCCCCAUCCGCGCUGAGGUCCGCGCUUUCAACCCGCUCUUCAAAUCCGAGGAUCCCUCCGCACACCCAGACGGGUUCCUUGCCGAUAUCGAUCCCGACUCUGAGCAGAUCUAUCACGGUGCUAUGAUUGAGACUGGAUUCGUGGAUAUUAGCAAGUCUGCGCCUUGGCCCAAGGCUGCGGCGGAGGAUGAUGUUGUGAAUAAUAAGCAUUCUAUUCGUUUCCAGGGUAUUCGGUCAGCUUAUUAUGCUGUUGAUCGGGAGUCGACUGAUGAUAAGGUUAUUUUGAAUCGCAUUGUUACGCUUAAGGAUGCUGGUAAGAACUGA
Messenger RNA from Penicillium odoratum, 1959 nucleotides. RefSeq names its product glutamine--tRNA ligase. Gene Ontology annotation, biological process: glutaminyl-tRNA aminoacylation; translation. Gene Ontology annotation, cellular component: cytosol; cytoplasm. Lineage: Eukaryota; Fungi; Ascomycota; Eurotiomycetes; Eurotiales; Aspergillaceae. Gene Ontology annotation, molecular function: glutamine-tRNA ligase activity; ATP binding. The coding region runs from base 1 to 1959 and encodes 652 amino acids. The record is from RefSeq and is a predicted model, not a curated record. The transcript has a single exon.